This is a messenger RNA of Monoraphidium neglectum, 369 nucleotides long. RefSeq names its product FK506-binding protein 4/5. Bases 1 to 369 code for a protein of 122 amino acids. Gene Ontology annotation, cellular component: cytoplasm. The record is from RefSeq and is a predicted model, not a curated record. Gene Ontology annotation, molecular function: peptidyl-prolyl cis-trans isomerase activity. The transcript has 4 exons. Gene Ontology annotation, biological process: protein peptidyl-prolyl isomerization. NCBI's taxonomy places the organism in Eukaryota, Viridiplantae, Chlorophyta, Chlorophyceae, Sphaeropleales, Selenastraceae.
AUGGGUGCGCGGGAUUCUCCAGAGGCUUCUUGGGAUCUGGCCUCCGCGCUGCGCGCGGGGUUCGACGACGCCGGCAUCGACGAGUCGUUCGAGGACAAAGUCGGGGAGGUGAAGGAGAUUACGCCCGAUGGGGGCCUGAAGAAGAAGAUACUGGUGGUGGGCAGCGGCUGGGAGACGCCCGAGAAGGGGGAUGAGGUCACAGUCCACUACACCGGCACCCUCGAGUCCGACGGGUCAAAGUUUGACUCGUCCGUUGACCGCGGGGAGCCCUUCAAGUUCACGCUGGGAACCGGCAGCGUCAUCAAGGGCUGGGACCUGGGUGUGGCGACGAUGAAGAAGGGCGAGAAGGCCGUGCUCACCUGCAGGUGA